AUGCCAAGCAUCUGGGACAAGAAGUCUAACCUCACUUUUGGCAAAAAAGUGUUUUUGUUCCCGGAAAUAUGUUUCUAAAAAGGAUAAAUUAUGAUUUUUUAUUACGACACUGCACAGUGGGCAGUAUCAAGCCAUCUAGGAUGUGUACAUCAAUGGAAAAAGACAUGCCUAGUGGAAUUGAUCAUCGAUUCUUCAUGAAUAUUUUGGGAAUAUCAAGAAAGGAUGUGGACUCAAUGCUGGCGAAACAUGGAAAGUUCUACAUGCUGGACAAGGAGGAUGUGCAAGAAUCAUAUGACACUCUGCAGGAAUACAAAAUAUCGGAUGGAAUUUUGGAGUAUCCGGGAAUUCUGACAACAAGUGCUACAACUCUUAAAAAUAGGCACGGGGUGCUCAUUGAAUGCUCCUUCUCCCAGGUAACGCUCAAAAUUCUCCACAGGUACCUCACAAUAAUGAAUAAACCAAUUAGUUUGGUCAAAACAUAUGGAUAUAUACCGCAAAAUGCCAAUGUUGCGGAAAGAUUAGCUGAAAUAGUAAAUUCGGGAAAGAUUAUUCAAGAAGCAAGGAAGCUGGAAGUCACUGGGACACUCAAUGAUCUCCGGCGGUUCUUUAUCGAUGAUUUUCUGCGUCAGAAAAUCCAGGCAUCAGAGAAGGAUUUGCAGAAAAUCUGGCAUUCGUAUGGUCGAAUUCGUCAUAGACCAAUUAAAACAAUUUCUCAAUCGAUUGAUUUGAUCCGGAAAGAGAUGAAUUUCUCAAAUGAGAAAAUCCUCAAGCACGGAUACCUUCUCUACGGAGAUCCUGAGAAUACUGAGAAAAUCCUAUCGAUGGGAACAUUGCUUGGAGUUGAUAUAAAGGAAGUUCUCGAAUGCCAUCCAAAGAUUCUUAUGAGUAAUCACAGAUCCAUUAAGCAAAUUGUGAAUAUUCUGCGAGAACAUGAGAUUUCUGAUACUGCUAUGCAGAAAAAUUGGUUAAUCUUUACAUUGGGGCCCCGUACUGUGGCUAAUCGAAUUGCUUACCUCAAGGAAGUUGAAGAAUUUCGAGUACUGCUGAAUCAUCCAAGGAUUGGACGUCUCAUUUAUUAUCAGAACAAAGCCAUUCAUAGGCUCAACUACCUCAAGGACAACAAGAUAUUCUGUGCCUCAUUAAAUGUUCUGUCCAGUGACUCGGAAUCCUUCCAUAGAUACGCCCAAAAUGGCAUUGAUGCAACAAAGGGAAAAGAAAUUGUUGGAACACUUGCAAAAAAGCUCAAUCGCAACACAAAGGAUAUCCGGAAGUAUCUCAGUAGGCAUCCAAAUUGGUGCCAUGUACCCCUUGUGUCCAUAUCCUCAGUUUACGAGUAUCUGCAGCAGAAGGGUUUCACCGAAUCGGACAUCUACAAAAACAUACACAUCCUCUUCUAUCCCCUUGCAGAAAUUACCCGGAAAUCCGAAGCAAUUGAGCGAGAAGCGUUGGAUUUUAUCAAGGACAUCAACUGGAAAUCUCUGUCCAAGUCACAAUAUCUCGCAUUGAUUCUGUACAUCAUUGAAAUUGACUUUCAUUUUGCCGGAGAUGGUAUAUGGGCUACCAAUUACAUUCAAAGUGAAAAAAGUGAAGAAGCUCAACUUUCAGUUUAAGAUCAAGACAAAAAAUUAUCAAUAAAAGAGAAUGACCAGUUAA
Messenger RNA from Phlebotomus papatasi, 1653 nucleotides. RefSeq names its product transcription termination factor 5, mitochondrial (gene mTerf5). Bases 69 to 1610 code for a protein of 513 amino acids. Gene Ontology annotation, biological process: termination of mitochondrial transcription; regulation of DNA-templated transcription. The transcript is spliced from 2 exons. NCBI's taxonomy places the organism in Eukaryota, Metazoa, Arthropoda, Insecta, Diptera, Psychodidae. Gene Ontology annotation, cellular component: mitochondrial matrix. The record is from RefSeq and is a predicted model, not a curated record. Gene Ontology annotation, molecular function: double-stranded DNA binding.